CAGUAGUCAGCGGUCGAUCUCCACCAGGGGAAGUUUGUAAUGGUGGUUUGUCAUUUAUCCGAGGUAUUGGGCUAGCGUCGUCGAGAUUGGUGAAAAAUAUUAAUGUUUAGACUGAGUGGUGUGCAGUUUAGUGAAAAAUGUGAUCGCAUUUAAUUUGCAAACGUAGUGAGUAUGAGAACUGAAUAACUUAUCUACUUCCUAUUUGAAAUUUCCGUAAAAUACACAGUACCCUCGAUUUGGCAUAGGCCCAGAAACAGGGCUAGGAUUCGCUGUUAGACUUCUUUGUCAAAACUCAACAAUGGGCAAAUGAUUUUCGUGUGAAAAACUUGGAACAAUCAAUUGAAACUCGCUGCUAUAUCUUGGUGUCAAUGUAUCACGAGGUUUCACGAAAAUCUGUUGAAAAAUAAAAAAUAACUAGGAGAAUAAAGACGGACAAAAAGUGAGCCAGAAGUGCCACGCUACCGUCAAGUAUGGCUGUCGAUAAUAAUUCUGGGGGGGCACCCCGAAUCAUGGUAUUCAGGCCGACUUACGAGGAGUUCAAAGACUUCAGCAAGUACAUUGUGCACAUGGAGAGCAAAGGGGCGCACAAAGCAGGGAUAGCUAAAGUUAUACCUCCACCUGAAUGGAUCCCGAGAAAGUCAGGCUACAAACUGGAAGACCUCGACAUAACGAUACCAGCUCCUAUUUGCCAGGUAGUUGAUGGCAAGCAGGGUCUCUACCAGCAGAUAAAUAUACAAAAGAAAUCAAUGACUGUAAAGGAGUACAGCAAGCUUGCAAACUCGGAAAGGUACAACACUCCGAAACACUUUGACUACGAAGAUCUUGAGAGGAAGUACUGGAAAAAUAUAACUUACGUCGCUCCGAUCUAUGGCGCUGACGUCUCAGGGUCGCUCACUGACCCGGAGGUCAAAGAAUGGAACAUCAACCACCUUGGCACGAUUCUUGACUAUGUUAACAAAGAUUAUGGAAUAUCCAUUGACGGCGUCAAUACAGCCUAUCUCUAUUUUGGCAUGUGGAAAACAACUUUCGCAUGGCAUACAGAAGAUAUGGAUCUAUAUUCUAUUAAUUAUUUGCACUUUGGUGCACCCAAAACUUGGUACGCUAUUCCGCCUGAACACGGACGCAGACUAGAGCGAUUGGCCAAUGGUUUUUUUCCAUCCAGCUACCAGAGCUGCCAGGCCUUCCUUAGGCACAAAAUGUCCCUCAUUUCACCACAGAUAUUAAAGCAGUACUCGAUUCCUUGGGACAAGAUAACGCAAGAAGAAGGAGAGAUCAUGAUCACAUUUCCCUAUGGCUAUCACGCAGGCUUCAAUCACGGUUUUAACUGCGCUGAGUCAACUAAUUUUGCCACACCUAGGUGGGUCGAGUAUGGAAAAAGAGCUACGCAAUGCUCCUGCAGCAAGGAUAUGGUCAAGAUAUCAAUGGACACGUUUGUUAAACGAUUUCAACCAGAAAGGUAUGAGCUGUGGUUACGCGGCGAAGAUAUUGGGUCACAUCCGGAAGAUCCACGACAGACAGCAGCUCCGCUUCCAUCCCAGAUGGAUUUACUCUGCGGUAAUAACAGCAAUGGGCAGUUACCCCAGAGCUACUUGGAUGCUCCUAAGAACAAAAGACAUCCCAUUCACCGCAAGAAAAAUAUAGCUGGGACAAACCCUCAUGUUAAUAUGGCAGACUUAGCCAAUCGUCCUGACAUACCUCCAGACGUCAAGAGAGUACUGCAGGAUAUGGAAUUGGAGGAACCUGAAGAGGCUGCGCCUGACGAACAGCAACUGCAAGUCCUCGAAGAUAUAUGGUUGAAAGCCGGUGAGAUGGACGUGAACGAAGCAACAGUCUACGAUGAAGGGUACGGUUACAAUCGUAAAAAAAAUCGAAAACGCAAGAAGAAACAACUGAAUAAAUCGGACAAUCCCAUAAAACGAAAGUCAAAGACGAAGAAGAAUACAAGUAAAUUAAAUCCCACUUCAUAUGCUGCUAGCAACUCGGAAUCUGAUAUGAAACAUAGCGAUAUAAUGAACAUUAUUGAAGCUUCCGUUCCGUGUCUUGUGCUGACCAAUAUCAAGGGCAAGAAUCCCGAAAUUUUGAGUCAAUCCAAAAAAAGCGACGACAGUAGCAUCGAUGUCACAAUAGAGAGUGUUGUUAAAGAAAACGAAAACGAGUCUGUAGGCGAUAAAGCUAAUGACAACCCUAACGAUUCUGAGAUUUCAGUAAAACCAGCUAAGCAGAAAAGGAAAUACGUCAAACACAGUGAGUCUAAAAAGGUCAAGCAGAAACACGGCACCAAGGGUAAACAUAGAGCAAAUAUUCCAUUGCUCACGGCCAUGGAACCCCUGGAUAUUUCUGACAUAAGUGUACAACGGAAACUCACUUCGAUGCCAAGUCUAAAGGCAUCCAACACAAAAGACAUGUCCAUCGGUCAGAGUAAGGUCAACUCCUUACCCGGAAAUAUUAUUUCAGUUGGAAAUGAAUUCAGCAUGACCACCAUGAGGAAUAAGACUGUAGUUAAUAUCACAAAUGGCGGACAAGUACAGGGUUCUAAUCACAUGAUGGAAAAAGAUUUGGAUAAGGCUAUAGAGAGAUACAAUGAAGGUAUUUCAAAACUUGCAGAGAACAAGGGUAAUUUUGCAGAAUCGAUACAUAUUGAUUCUCUAGAAAAUACGAGCAACGCAUUCACCAGCUCGUGUCCAAAUUCGGUCAGUGGUUCGCAAGAGUUUUCAAUAAAUUCAGCUAACUUGACCGAUAACACUUCAGGAUCGAAGGUUUCAUCUCAAGUAAAGCCUGGCCGAAAUACUGCUCGUAAAAAUAUAUUGAAAGCUGCAAAACUGACUCCAGCUAUAUUGAAAUCAUCAGCCACAAAAAGGAAUCCAACAUCCAUAAAAACGGUGAACUUGGCGAAAUCCGAAGAGGAAAAAGACAUCUCAAAUGCAGCCGAUGGGCUUUUGGUUCUGCAACAAAAUUCCUGGGAGGCUGUUCAAAAGAAUUCCAACUCUCCGAUUACGUACAUCAGUGUCGGGAGUCCUGAGCCGAGAGAUACCCCUCCAGAGUUGAGUCCACAGACGAAUUUGAGUAAACCGCAAAAUUUAACGUUUAGAAGUAUGGCGCAGCCUCUGUGCUCCAUGACUUUGGUGAAGAGAGAGUUGAAGGACAUGAAUGUGACCGUUCUUGAAAAUCAGGACUCGUCAUUGAAAGAAAGGGCGCAAGGCACUGGCAUGGAAAUCAAAAAGUCUCCUAAUAACAUAAUGACCAUGUACAACACGCCAGAGGUAGAGAGAUUUAUGCAAGGUGGCACAUCAAGGAGUAUUCAAUUACAAGGUUCAAAGCUUGUUAGGCCUGUACAGCAGGGCACAAAAAUUAUUCAAAUGUCAAAUGGUGCGAAAAUGUUUGUGCCUGAUAAGCAGGAGACUAGAAUACUUUAUGGAACCGAUUUUAAGCGAAAGCCACCAAAACUGCAGAACCAAAGUACUAUUCAGACCGCUAUCAAUUGCGCAAGUUUGAAGCCACCUAUUCUGUCUUGUUCCGAAACAACAAUUACCAAAGUAAUCACGAGUAAUUCACCUCGCACAAUGUCCAGCUGCUCCUCUCCGUCAGCAAUAAAAUGUAGUAGAGCUACGCUGACAUCGCCAACAUGCUCUGGUAAUUCUUUUAAAACUGGCAGUUUGUCGUCGACCUUCUUCAAAAAUAACGAAAAUAAAUCAAGCAAUGAGAACUCAGUUUUGCUUGAGCUGAUUACAAGUCCGUUGGAUUCAAGCCAAAAUUACCUUUCCAAUCAGGCUAUUCAAUACAAGCCAUCUUAUAACGAUGAUUCUAGCGAAACUAGUAUCAGAAAUAUGUUACAGUCGUAUAAUUCUAUGACUAGAAAUCAGCAUAGCAUAAUUCUAGCACAGGAAGAUUUGGAGCCUCUGACGAAUGAGCAGUGCAUGCAAAGUGUGUUGGAAAACCUUGACUCGGAUUUGAAAAUCUGCGAAUUAAAAGAAUCAAAGCUGCAGUCAUCAUGCAGUAAUCCACGUCUAACAAUAAUGACUUCUACCGGGGAGAACAGAACGCCAGUCAGCAAAUGCCCACUGAAAACAACGAAAUCUCAUUCACCGGCUAAAAGAAAUUACAAAGAGAAAGCAAAGGCAACUGGUAACGUUGAAAAGAAGACCAUUUCUCCUUCGAAAACUCAAGGUAUCACUAAGCCUCUGCCAGCAAACGUAGAAGAGGACAAUCAUUUGUCAAAUGUAUCGAAUAACUCCAUCAGCUAUCCAACACCAAAUUCACAGCCUGUAAUACCAGGACAUAUGAUGGAAAUGCUAUAUCCAAGCGUUCCUGAUGACAAUCUACUCCAGGCCUUCAAUGACUACUGGAGCACUCAGGUUUCCCACUGUGCGAUUUGUUCAGCAUUCGCCACAGCGGCCACGGGAGGCGGCAGAGCAAUGACAUCUGAUUGGAAAUAUUGCACGACGAUCAAUUUACCAGACACUUCACCAAUUUGGGUAUCCUCGAAUACUUUUGCUGCCAAUUCAAAGGAACAAGGUACGGAACCAGAAAAAAACAAAUUAUUAAGCUGCAGAAAGUGUCACGUUACCGUUCAUGCUUCCUGCUAUGGAAUCAACGUCUUACCCACAGACUUACAGAAUUGGGCUUGUGACAAAUGCAGAGCUGGUAUGGUACAUGUUAUGUGCUGCUUGUGUCCUAUGCGAGGUGGUGCUGUAAAGCGAACUAGCGACGGUAGAUGGGCUCACAUUCUGUGUGCCCUUUUACUGCCGGGUGUUACCUUCAAAGAUCCAAUCAAUAAGGAUCCUAUCAACGUCCUAACAAUUAAAAUCGAAUUGUUGAAACAACAGUGCGGCUGUUGCGGUCAACGAGACGGUGCUUGCCUCAGCUGCGAUCAUUGUGAGGCCUACUUCCAUCCGUCCUGUGGCCUCAUAGCUGGUGCGACAUUUGCUGUACCAAUAUUUGACUCCUACAAGUUACAGAUAUCCUGCCACAGGCACAAUAAUGAAAAGGAGAAAAUUCCAAUGGUGAGACAGGGAGAGGCAGUAUGGGCAAAGCAUCGCAAUUCCCGAUACUACAGAGCGAAAAUUGACUCCAUAAACGACACGCUCUUUUACAUGGUCACUUUCGACGAUAACAGUUUUCGCGACGAUUUAUAUCCUUCGGAUAUCAUUAAACUUGAAUCGGGAAAUCAUCCUACGAUCGGAAGCUCAAUCAUGGUCAAGAGGCCAGACGGCCAGCCGUACAAUGGUACUUUUGAAGGCACGAACCAUCGGAUCAUGUUCACGGUGGUCUUCGAGGAUGGUUCUCAAUUGCUUCUGAAACGUACAGACAUCUACAGUCUGCAGGAAGAGCUGCCGAAGCGAGUAAAAUCGAGAUUGUCAUUCGCAACCGAUAUGAAGUAUCGGUAUCAUCUCUACGGCACCGAGGGCGAAUCAAAAACGCAGAGGAAAAUCAAACCGGUCAAGAAACACGAAUAACCUUCAAUUAAUUUUGACCUAUCGUAAAAGAAAAGUAAAAGAAACAAACUAAUGAAAGAAAAGAAAAAUAACCUGGUUAGAACCUCGGAUUAAUUUCUAAAUAUUUUUAUAAUAACUUCGAAGUUAUUUAAAUGAAAGUGAUCACAAUUAUUCAGUGAUAUUUAAGUAGAAUUUUCUGAUUACACAAUAUUUGUACGCUACGUUUUUUUUCUUUUUUCAUAUACUACACAACCGUCCAUGCCUGUUUGUUAGAUUAGAUGUUUUUACAACACCUUGUAACGUACGCUGAUGCAUGGAAUUUGAUACCUCCUUAAAGUGGUCUAUGAUUAGCAUUCGAAAAUUUAACAGAUCUGUAACGGAUAAUAACCGUUACCGGCAUUCCUUAUCCGCUGUAAUACAUUCAGAGAGAAAUCAUUUUAAUUAUUUAUUCUUCUAAAUGCCUAUUUAUCGGUAGCUGAAUUUUGCGUGAAAUAGAAUAUUGGUAUUGCGGCAGUCUAAGUGAAAUAGUAAUCGAUGUUUGGCUUGAUUUUCUUUGCAAUAUGAAUUAUUGAUUGCAGUGAUUCCUGGGAAAGGUGAUGGCUCGAUGAGUCUAUUAGCAUAAAACGUUCUUUUAAAUGUCGUAUAGAUUAUUAUUAGUAUUUUCAUUUGAAUAACUUGAUGUUAAUUGAAUGGAUCCCUCGGAAAUAGAAUAUUGUACGAAAUAAAUUGUGCUGAAUAGCAUUAAAGCUAUUAUUGAAGUGUACAUACAUCGAGGUAUCGUUUUAAAAUAACGGACUGGAAUAUACCUAGAUAAUUAAUUAGUAUUGUAAUUCUUCAUCAGUGAAGCCCACCGAUUAAUUUGCAAUUAAAGGUAAUAAUUAAUUUA
Molecule: messenger RNA, 6318 nt
Organism: Neodiprion virginianus
Lineage: Eukaryota; Metazoa; Arthropoda; Insecta; Hymenoptera; Diprionidae
Product: lysine-specific demethylase 4C-like
Exons: 11
Coding region: 471-5453 (1660 amino acids)
Biological process (GO): chromatin remodeling
Cellular component (GO): nucleus
Molecular function (GO): histone H3K36 demethylase activity; histone H3K9 demethylase activity
Source: RefSeq, a predicted model, not a curated record